UGUAUAUGAGCGCAGGCGGCGGGCUCACGCUCCUCUUUUACCGCCAUCCGAGCGGAGUCUUUUUCCUCCGCCCCUCUUCGGAACGACUCACUGCGCAGCGCCCGCCUCACCAGCAGCACCCGCAGCCGGCUACAUAGCUACGCAUCGCUUGAAACUCAGCUGAGAUGGCAGACGUUGACAACAAAGACCAAGCUACGGUUGACCCGGCAGAUAUGGAAGAUAUGGAAGAAGUGGAAGAGGAGGAGACUGUAGAAAAUUCAAAAAGCAAAGCUCGUCAGCUGACGGAGCAGCUUAUGCAGAAUCCACAGAUCCUGGCUGCGCUCCAGGAAGGCCUCGACGGCCUCAACGGUUCACCAUCAGGGUACAUCGAGAGUUUACCAAAGGUUGUGAAGCGACGUAUCAACGCCCUGAAGAACCUGCAGGUGAAGUGCGCCCACAUUGAGGCCAAGUUCUACGAGGACGUCCACGAACUGGAGAGAAAGUACGCCGCCCUUUACCAGCCCCUCUUCGACAAAAGAAGUGACAUUGUCAAAGCAGCUUAUGAGCCCACAGAUGAGGAAUGCAAGUGGAAAGCAGACGAGGAGGAAGAGUUGACAGUAAGUAAGCAGGAUGAGAUGAAGGAGAAGGCUAAGCUAGAGGAAGAGAAGAAAGAUGAGGAGAAGGAGGACCCCAAAGGCAUCCCGGAGUUCUGGUUAACAGUGUUUAAAAACGUGGACCUCCUCAGUGACAUGCUGCAGGAGCAUGACGAGCCCAUCCUCAAACAUUUACAAGAUAUCAAAGUGAAAUACUCAGAUCCAGGGCAACCCAUGAGCUUUGGUUUAGAGUUCCACUUUGAGCCCAACGACUUUUUCACAAACACAGUGUUGACGAAAACCUACAAAAUGAGGUCAGAGCCCGACGAGAACGAUCCUUUCUCCUUUGACGGACCUGAAAUCAUUUCAUGCACGGGUUCCACGAUCGACUGGACAAAGGGCAAGAACGUCACGUUGAAAACCAUCAAGAAGAAGCAGAAGCACAAGGGCCGAGGCACAGUCCGGACCGUCACCAAAACAGUCCCCAACGACUCCUUUUUUAAUUUCUUCACGCCACCGGACGUCCCUGAAAAUGGAGAGUUGGAUGAGGAUUCCGAGGCAGUCCUGACAGCCGACUUUGAGAUCGGCCACUUCAUCCGUGAGCGCAUCGUUCCCCGGGCCGUGUUGUACUUCACGGGAGAGGCCAUUGAGGAUGACGAUGACGACUACGAUGAGGAGGGGGAGGAGGCCGACGACGAGGAAGGCGAGGAGGAAGCCGACGAGGAGAACGAUCCCGACUACGAUCCCAAGGUUUAAGUGGUGACAGUAGAAAAAUAACCCUGUCCCGAAGGACGCGGCCUCUCCAGCUGAGUGCAAGUCUCAGUGAAGUGUGGCCUCGCUGCCUCCAGGAUCCAACUGCACUGUUAACAACUUCAUUUAAAAAAAAAAAAAAAACGGGGGAAAACGUACAUAUAUAAAUAUAUAUAUUACAAAAAAAAGAACUAGUAACUUACCGCCUUAUAAUGUUUUUGUAUUUUUCUUGGUAGACAAUUUGAAGGUUUCAAGGUUUUCUUUACAAAAGAACCUCAAUACAAACACGGUAACAAUACUUUGAGCCGUGUGGCUCGUUAUAUAGUAUUUUACUAAACCUGUUUUUCUUCUCUGUACAUUAGAAAGGAUAAAAAAAAAAAAGCAUGAUCUUCACCGCUAAACUAGUUCUUGUGAAGUCUUUUUGUGGUAUUUGCUCUUAGACAACAGCUGUGAUUGCAACCAGAUCAAACUACACCCCCCCCCCCCCCUUAUCCUUCAUAUAGCGCUUCGGCUGUACAGUUCUUACUCCUCUACCAAAACAUUCCAGUAAACAACACAAUUGGGGUCCAUUGGUGAAACACUCAAGGAAUUUAACAAAAACCAGGGUAUGAAACUAACUAUUACAAGGGUCCACCAUUUUGUGCUUCAGGCGUCGCCCCCCUUAGGACUUAACAAGCGAACUGGUCUCUUUUUUUUUUUUUUUUGGCACUUGGUAGCACUCUACAUCUCACUUGCCUCCCGCAUCGCUAGUUACUGACGACAGAACUCGUUUUGAUCACUGUGAAUGAAAGCGAGGGGAAUGUGCGGCAAGUAAACCCUACCUGCCCCUCAUGUGGCCCUCCUCUCUACCUUACUUCAUCCAUCCCACUGUUAUUAGUGUACCCACUAAAAGGCCACAGGAGCAAUAUACAAAACCAGGAGGGCAACUAUUUCCGUUGCUAAAAUGGCAAAUUUUGCCUGGACAGUAGCUGUUGUCUGGGCAAAUCGCUAUGCUACAAACAAAAAUACUGUACUCAAUUAUUGUAUGUGUAUGUUCAUGAUUAAAUCCGUUAAACAUGACCAAAA
Messenger RNA from Syngnathus typhle (broad-nosed pipefish), 2387 nucleotides. RefSeq names its product nucleosome assembly protein 1-like 1 (gene nap1l1). NCBI's taxonomy places the organism in Eukaryota, Metazoa, Chordata, Actinopteri, Syngnathiformes, Syngnathidae. Gene Ontology annotation, biological process: nucleosome assembly. The record is from RefSeq and is a predicted model, not a curated record. The transcript is spliced from 16 exons. Gene Ontology annotation, cellular component: nucleus; chromatin. Gene Ontology annotation, molecular function: chromatin binding; histone binding. Bases 165 to 1328 code for a protein of 387 amino acids.